AUAUACCUUAUGCUCAUGCAGUUGCUGCAAUACAUCACAAAGAUUAUAUCCAAUUCAUUUUUGGCAAGCUGCUACAACAAGGAAACCUAUCUAAGCACAUAUGCUCAUUUUAUUCAGCCAAUGAACAAUAUGAAGAUGUGGCCAACUUCUAAUAAUCCAAGAAUAGAGCCACCAGUAAUCAGACAGCUUCCUGGAAGGCCACCAAAAUCUAGAAGGAAGGAGGUCUAUGAAAGUAGAAAAACAGGACUGAUCAGCAGGAGGGGUGCUGUUAUGACUUGUAGCACUUGUCAUGCAAAGGGACACAAUAAAAGAGGAUGUCCAACAGUUCCAAGGCAAACCACAGAAACAGCAGAUCAAACAGUAGAGCAAGCACAGGUUAGAACAAACAGAGGGGCAAACAAAACGGAUAGAACAGGAAGCUGCAAGUUAUGGAAGGGUCAAUGCAAGUUCAAAUGCUAGUGGUGGUGCAACAUAUCAAAGUCAAGAAACUCAAGGAACAACUAGUGGACCUGCUGCCCAACCUUAUAAAAGGCCAAGAAUUGUGGGGUUGA
Messenger RNA from Lycium ferocissimum, 551 nucleotides. RefSeq lists its product as uncharacterized. The transcript is spliced from 2 exons. The record is from RefSeq and is a predicted model, not a curated record. The coding region runs from base 10 to 459 and encodes 149 amino acids. NCBI's taxonomy places the organism in Eukaryota, Viridiplantae, Streptophyta, Magnoliopsida, Solanales, Solanaceae.